This is a messenger RNA of Trichoderma harzianum CBS 226.95, 5424 nucleotides long. RefSeq lists its product as hypothetical. The transcript has 8 exons. The record is from RefSeq and is a predicted model, not a curated record. Bases 138 to 5237 code for a protein of 1699 amino acids. Lineage: Eukaryota; Fungi; Ascomycota; Sordariomycetes; Hypocreales; Hypocreaceae.
CUUCCUCCCAAGUGUGCGCAUACUGUUUUUUUUAUUGUUGUCUUUUCGCCGUUCUCUACCAAUAUCUUGUACUCAGCAUCUUAUACCUUGUAGUUUCAGAUACUCUUUGGCCAGUCUCUCUUAAUCUGGUCCCAAUAAUGUCUGCCCCAGAAAUGAGCCAAAAGGUCGCUCGGGACCUUGUGGAGACUAUCGCUGAUGAUCAUGGCUACGUUCCCGAGAGUAUCUGGAAGGCGUUAAACCCUGAACAUCGCGAGACAUUACAGAGGAAGAUGAGAAAACUAGAGAACAUCGCUGGAACCGCUAUUUCUACUUUAGCCAAAAACCUAUAUACGAGCGAUGCAAGAUUUGUUUUUGAGCUUCUGCAGAAUGCUGAAGACAACUCAUUCACCAAAGCACGGAACUCCAACUUGGCCCGUUAUGUCUCCUUCGAAGUGUAUCCUCACCAAAUAAUCAUUGAGUGCAAUGAGGAUGGUUUCCAACCCGAGAACCUCAAAGCCAUCUGUGCAGUUGGCAAAAGUUCAAAGUCGGGAGCCCAGAAAGGAUACGUUGGCGAGAAAGGCAUUGGUUUCAAGUCUGUCUUCAUGGCAGCAUGGAAAGUUCAUAUUGAAUCUGGCUACUUUAGCUUCUUCUUUAAGCAUAAAAAGGGAGACCAAGGACUGGGUAUGAUUACACCAGUGUGGGAAGAUCCAGACAACGACGAGCCAUACCUAGGGACCCGAAUGGUGCUGGAACUUGGCGACGGCUACAGUCCGAUUUUACCAUCCCAAUACCAGAUUAUUUUGGACCAGUUUAACAGUCUGAAAGAAAGCAUUCUUCUUUUCAUGCGAAAUAUUGAAGAAAUUCGGAUCUCCAUCUUUGAUAACGGGGGGGAGCUGGAGAAAUCGAACACUUUUUCGAGAAAGCACAUCAAUGGAAAUCUCAUCAGGCUUACUCAGGUGUCGAAAACGGCCAGCAGAGUGGAGAGUUCGUCUAGAGACUAUUACAUUUUCAAGCAUACUGUUGGCGGCCUGGAAAAAAACGAGAUCCGGACGUACUCCGAAUACGACGAAGAAAACAAGACAUAUGCUUCGGCAGAAAUAGUCCUGGGUUUCCCACUGACUGAGGAAUCAGUACCCGUUGUGGAGUACCAGGAGAUUUUCACAUUCUUACCUAUGAAACAAGCGGGUUUUACGUUUUUGAUUAAUAGCGAUUUUGUGACCCAAGCCAAUCGACAGGACAUUGUCAUGACAUCUGGCAGAAAUAUAGGUAUCCGACGAGGGAUAGCAGAUGCAUUCAUCCAGGCUGCCCUUGAGUUUUGCGAUCAUCCCAAGCUCCAGUAUACUUGGAUGAGAUAUUUGCCAGAAAAAAAGCAGCACUUUGAUCCCUUUUGGUCUCAAUUGGUUGCUUUACUGCAAGAGAGACUGAACAAGACUCCGAUUUUAAGACCGAGAAGCGAAGACAAUUUCCGUUUAAUAUCUUCUCUACGCUACUCCGUGGAAUCUCAGCUUGACAGCCGUGGAGAACCCUUGUUUAGAGACAACAACCCGGAAAUGCACAUCUCGAAGCGUUAUUCGAAGGACGAUAUCAUGAUUCUACGAAGUUAUGGCCUAAAAGAAUACACCGCAUCUGAAAUCCUGGAUGCCAUUGCGCUCGAUCUCAACACAAGCGACCCGAGAAUGAGGUCCAAAGAUAGGGAUGAUGAUUGGCAUUCAAGAUCAGCAAACUACCUAAAGAGCAUUCUUCUAUCGUCCAACACCAUCCUCCAUCUCCAGUUGCGCUGUUUGCAAUUGAUGCCACUUCAAGGCGGACAAUGGAUUGCAGCUUUUGGUCAAGAGAUAUUUUUACCAGAAGCAGAUGGACUUAAAGUUCCACCAGGUCUCGAUUUAAACAUAAUUGAUUCUAAAGCUACGCAAAAUGCUCACCGUCGGCAACUUUUCAGCCUUUUGGGCGCUAAAGAGGCCGAGAUCUCUUUCUUGCGUCACCGGAUAUUGAAAAGAAAGUUCAUCAAUACGCACAUAGUACAAUGUGUUGCGCAACUCAGAUACAUGUUCUUAACGGACAAGCAUAAACAUCACUCAGAAAAUACCAGCAAUAUCUGGCUCUAUGACACCAAAUUCAAUUUUCUCAGUCCUUUUUCGACGGAUGUAUAUAUGCCCGACGAUAAACCAUUUGCUCCUUCUAAACUACUUGAAAAUGUUGAAGAUACUGAUGGUUUGUCAGUUCACUUCCUUCACCCUCUCUACCUGAAUCACUUUUUCCAGGGAAGUGAUGAAGCUAAGCAGCUCAGUUCAUGGAAGAAUUGGCUAUGCAGCUAUGUUGGGGUACGACGUCAUCUGCGAAUCAUAUCCAAAGAGGAUAGAGGCAAGCUUUCAAAAGAAUGUCUUUAUGUGGAAUCCCAUCUCCCAGAUAAAUUUCUCGGAUAUUUGGGCUAUAAUUGGGGUCAAGAGAGCAAGGAAAUAGAAUCUUCGGCUACGUUGAUCCGCCAAUUGAGAGCCAUAGAAGUUCCUUUUCACGAUGGCGAACUAGUUCCUCUUGAGGACACUCAUCUUCCGCUCCCGAACUUAAAACACCAGUGGGAAAGAUUUUCAAGAGGGUUAGAACAUUUUCCGUUUCUGCAGCUCGAUUACGAAGUUACACACGAAACAUACACCAAAAAUUGGGGGUUUCUGGUUUCAUCUCUCGGCGUCAAAGCUGAAGAAGACCUUUACUUCUAUUUGGACGUUCUAAGAUACAUCAUGGAAGGGCAGCGAGGGGAUGACAUUGACGAGUUCUCUCGUAUCUUUGAACUAUAUGGCGUUAUCUACGGCAAGUACCUGGAAUCUCCUAACGACGAGAAGAAAAACUUGAUCAUAGAUCGGUUUUACGUGUAUGACUUGGUUUAUAUUCCAAAGACCCAGCAUGGAAAUUUCCGUUCGGUAGACCAAAAACACUGCGUAUGGGAGGGCCCGGAAUCGUUGACUAUGAAAGAGCCGCUGGAGGUUAGAUAUAAAGCCCUGGCUAUUAAUAACCUUUCGAUUAUCAGACUCCUUUUCACCGACGUACUCGGUGUAGACAACUGCGACGAGAAAACUAUAUGCGAUCAGCUCAACAACCUCAGAGAGUCAGGUUCCACUGAUUUUGACAGAAUUAAGAGCCUUUACAAGUCCCUAUGGGGCUUGUUAAGCAAAAACAAGUCAAAUGAAGUCAGGGAACUCGUGAAGAGCAAAUUCGUUGAGGAAGCUUUGAUUUAUACAAAAUUUGAUAAUUGCUGGAACAAAGUCUCUCAAUGCCUCUGGUCCAGUGCAACGACUGUUCGCAGUAAGAAGGUCUUAGAGAGCGACUACAAAGACAUGAAGUCGUUUUUCGUUGAAUUCUUGCGUGUGGAGACGCUCACUCUCGGACUGAUAUACACUGAGCUCUCCAAAUUGGGAGAAUCCAAGCCAACAGUGGAAUUAGUGAAAGAGCAAUUCUUCGCUUUUAAAGACCACUUUCACAUGAUCAGCAAUUAUAAGAACAUCAAACCAGAUGAAAUGAAGAAGUUCAAGAUUUUCCCGAUAAGACAACCUGGACAACCGGGUGCCCAGCAAAACAUCCAAUUCUGUGAUGGGAAUGCAGAGUUCGCGAUAGCGGACAGGCGCCUCCUGGAAGAUAACUUUCGAAACCAAAUUAAAACCUUAGGUUUCACCUUUGACGAACUACAUUCGUUAGGUCCUGUCAUAAGAUGGUUGGGACUUGAAAAAAGAUAUCUCUCACGUCUAGUUACAGAAACCUCAAAGGUGGAGGACGAUGACCGUGUUCUGAAUCACUCUUUGAGUCAAAAUAUUGAAUCGAGAGCGCGUGCUUUAUGUCGGAUUGCCAAACAUUUCAACAGCCCACGGUGGCGGACAGCUGAGGAAAUUCACAAUCUAUAUUACCUCUUAAAGCAGGCGAAAGUCUUUGAGACGGACAAAAUAUCGUGUGUACAGGUCGUGCAGCAAGGUGACCGAUCAUAUUAUCAUGAGAUAAGCCGCAGUAAGUUUCAUUUAGAAGAGAGUGGUGCAGGUCUCGACAUCUUCGUUCCUCAAGAGAAGAAGUCUAGAGCACUUUGCCUUGCUCGAGAUUUACCAUCACGGCUGUUUGAAUGGAUGACAACGAGUGGCUCUACGAAGAACCCUAGCUCUGCCAAUGACCGAAACCAUUCACUGGUGAAGGAUAUCCUGAAAGAGGACUCUGACAUCUAUAACCAAAUUCUCCUCGAGGAAGGGAUAGUCGAUAUCGACAUAGAGGAUGAAGAGAUUUAUGAUGAAGAAGACUCGGUCUCGACUAGUUCGACAAGAAGGGAAGCCUUUGAGCUAAGUGAUUCAACAGAAAUUGGAUCAAAUAUGGCGACACCCUUGACCGAUAUGUCCUCUCCAAGGAUGGAUUUCGAUCAUGGUGAGAUACUGGCUACUGUUGUGCAUCAAGAUACAAUUGUUGCUAGCAGCCGUGUUACUUCUUCUCAGAAUAUCACUGGACUUUUUGUACAGCAAACUUCACCGCAUGCAUCUGGGGAGAGAAUCGAAGUAUCUACCUCUUUGCAAAGAGAAGUCGCUUCAAUUAACCUUGGGUAUGCUGGGUUACUGAGCCAUGUUGUCUCUUCAGCACGAAGAGCAUCGAUUCCCAUGAAGGGUAGUUUUGGCAUGGAUGCUCUGAGAGAAUCUUUGCCCUCAUUGCCGACCUCCAAUUCCAAUAAUUUUGGAAUUGAUAGUUAUGGAUUCAACUCUGCCGGUAGCCUUUCCCAAUUGGAGAGAGACAAGAUGAUCGGAGCUGCAGGAGAGCUAUAUAUAUUUGAACUUCUAAAAGCGUGCAGUCCUUCACUACCAGACUUUGGCAUGGAUAACUGGAAGAGCAAGAUUCGGUGGUACGCGAAGAAGCAUCCGGAAUAUGCAACAAUGCAACCUUGGCAUGGCCGCGAGACGUCAGAUCUUGUCUAUCAUGACAAAAUGGGAACUUUCACAAAGUUACUCAUAGACAAUUGUUACUUUGAUGCCAGUACAUGGGAGCAUAGGAGGCCAACAUACCACUUUGAGGUAAAAACGACAGUUUCUUCUUGCGAGACUCGCUUCUUCGUAAGCAAGAACCAGUACAAAAUGUUACACGAUAACCGUGGAAAAGAAGAUUCCGUAUACAUUAUCAUGAGAGUCUUCAAUGUCGGGAACGGCAACAUCGGGCUGCGUCUCUAUGUAGACCCAGCGGAGCUGGAGGCCAAAGAAGAGCUUUUGUUUACAGCCGAAACCUGGUCUGUUGUGCCCGGCGCUUAGACCGUAGAGUGUGAUUUGGUUGCUUCGGUAAAUAUUAGCAUCAAUGGAGUAUAUAAAAAGAUCAGAAAAGAUUGAUUUUGUGGCCCACGUAUCAAAGCUGAUCGUGAACAUUACAUCAGUGUUGAUAGCCACCUAUAUCUUCUGUCAAUGUCAGCUAUCACACCUAUGGCAUACUACUAUAUUUGUU